AAUGGUGCUCGCUGUGCUCCGGGAAAGGGAUGAAGGAUGCUCGGAGGCGGCUCAGCCAAUGGGGUUGGCCGGGCUCGGUUGCCACGGCCACGGUUGUGAGGCAGAGCAGGAGAGGGUGCUGAGACUUGAAGGCUGAGGAGCUUCCCCCCCUGCAGGCUUGGCUGGCUUAGGGUGUCGGGGGCAGGCGGGGCACCGGGGCAGGAUGAGCCGCUGCAGCUGAGGGCGGUUUGUUCUCGCGGGAGCUUCAUGGCCACAGUCUGCUGAAAUGCUUCCUGAGGUGGCGGAGCUGCGGGGCUGCUGGCUUGCCUGGCGUGGGGAGGAGGGGAGCAGAGGGCAAUGCCUGGCGGCACUGAGUUUCAAGAAUGGUCUGUAAUGCCUUUGGGGGGUGAAGGGUGAGGCCAGCGGAGUUGCUCUCAUUUUAUGAGUACAGAGCCCCUAGAGCCUCCCAGCCCUUUCCCUGUGUCUGGGCUUUGCUGCUGGUGCUUGCUCAAUGUGUUACAACACACUGCUGCUCGGGGGUCAGUGUGGUUUUUCUCCCGGUGCCUAUCUGAAAUGCUGUAAGUAGGUCCCUGCAGAGGAGGAGGUGCUGUUCAGCUCUGAGAAAUGAAAUGUUUGUCUCCUGCUCACUUCUGAUCAGAGGGACAAUUUUCCUGUAAAAGCCCUGUGGCUAGACCUGGCUUAUUGGAGUGGAAAUGUUUCCUGUGAGCCUGUGUUAGGUCUGCUGCUCCCUGGGCUAUGGGAUGUGCUGGAUCCAAGGAAAGAGGCUGCUAAAGCUGCUCCAUGAAUUGUGUGAGCCAGGAAACACAACCGUGCUGCCUAGCUUGUCCUCUUGUUCCACACACUGUGUCAUGGGAGAGAAGUGAAACUGGAAGCACAGCAUGGAUCCACAUCCAGGAGUGCUACAUUCUUUAGAAAUGCCUUGCUUUUGUUGAGGCUUGUGUGGCCAGAAGUGGGUCUGAGACUUUGGCAGUUUGAAAACCACAAGGAAACUUCUCCCCCUGAAACAUACAGCAGGUCUAACUGCAUGCCGAAGCACAAAAACACGCGUUCUGGGAUAUAUAAAGCACUGGCUUCACAGUGAGGUUGGCUUUGCUGUUCGUGGCACCGGUGCCGAAGUGCUGCUGAAAAAGGCAGCUGCUGUGAACAAAAACACAGAGCUCUGCACUGCAGAGAAACGCGCCUCCUCCCUCUGCGUGCUGCAGAUUGAGGAGCCGGAGCCGCUCGAGGAGGCUUCGCGCUGGUGUUGUCACACCUUGACCAUGAACGGGUACCUGAACGAAUCCAAUUUCACGAUGGUGGAGGAGGGCUUCACCAGCAGGGACCUCCUGGAGAGCACCCUGCUGGAGCUGUGCCAGGCGGGUGACCGGCAGGCCUUCUUCGUGGCAGACCUCGGGGACAUCGUGAAGAAACACGUGCGCUUCCUGAAGGCCUUGCCCCGCGUGAAGCCCUACUUCCCCGUGAGGUGCAACAGCAGCGGAGCGGUGAUCCGGCUGCUGGCUGAGCUGGGGGCGGGCUUUGCCUGCGCCAACAAGACAGAGAUUGCAGAGGUUCAAAGCAUCGGGGUCCCAGCUGACAGGAUUUUCUACAGCAGCCCUUGCAAGCAGGUUGCCCACGUCAAAUAUGCAGCCAGCCACGGUGUGCAGCUGAUGACCUUCGACAACGAGGUGGAGCUGGGCAAGGUGGCCAGGAGCCACCCUCAAGCUAGGAUGCUUUUGGGUAUUGCUGCUGACCCCAGCCCUUCUGCCCAUCCAAGCAUGAUGUUUGGGGCCACGCUCAAGUCCUGCCGGCACCUGCUAGAGUCAGCAAAGGAGCAAGAUGUGGAGGUUGUUGGCAUCAGCUUUCACCUUGGGAGCCACAGCCUGGAGCCCCAGGUUUUUGCCCAGGCUGUCGCAGAGGCACGGCUGGCAUUUGAUGUGGGCACAGAGCUGGGCUAUCGAAUGCACCUCCUGGACAUCGGAGGGGGAUUUCCUGGCACCGAGGACACCAGAGCCCAGUUUGAAGAGAUUGCUGCUGUGAUAAACUCUGCACUGAACAUGUAUUUCCCGGAAGGCUGUGGGGUGGAGAUUGUUGCCACACCCGGGCGAUACUAUGUCACCUCAGCCUUCACCUUUGCAGCCAGCAUCACUGGCAAGGAAGAGGUUCCCAUGGAACAGCCAGGCUCUGAUGGUAAGUGGGAUUCAUGGGAUGGAUCUGCCUCUGUGCCCAUGUGCCCCCGAGCCUCUCCCUACUCCCCAGGGGAAGAGUCUGGCAGCAAGAGGAGCCUUGUCUAUCACCUCAGCGAUGGCAUCUACGGUACCUUCAGCUGUGUCCUGUUUGACAGUCCCUGCCCCAAGCCUCUGCUGCACAAGAAGCCCUGCCAAGAGCACCCCUUGUGCAGCAGCAGCCUCAGGGGUCCCCUGGGGCAUGCAGAGGACCAGAUUACCAAUGAUGCGGAGCUGCCUGAGCUGCAGGAUGGGGACUGGCUGAUUUUCCAGGACAUGGGUGCCUACACCAUCGCAACUUCAUCCCUGUGCAGUGGGUGUCCCCGGCCACACGUCACCUAUGCCAUGUCCCGCCUGGCCUGGAAGGCCCUCCAGCUCCUCCAGGGGAAGCCACCGCCAGCAGAAGAUGACCAUGAGAGCGCCUGCACUCCGCUCUCAUGUGGCUGGGAGAUGGUGGAGUCCCUCUGCGUUCCCCCGGUCUUCACCCCAGCCAGCAUCAUCUGAGCAGGGAAGGCCCACACCAGCACCCUGCACCCACAGGGCUGCAGGCAGAGCUCAGCAUAGCACAGUCCUGCUCCUCCUGCUUGUACGGUGUGCUCAGCGGGUUUGGGUGCUUUCAUAGGAGUUAUGGUAAUAAAUAGGUGUUGAGCCUG
Molecule: messenger RNA, 2854 nt
Organism: Lagopus leucura (white-tailed ptarmigan)
Lineage: Eukaryota; Metazoa; Chordata; Aves; Galliformes; Phasianidae
Gene: AZIN2
Product: antizyme inhibitor 2
Exons: 9
Coding region: 1260-2705 (481 amino acids)
Cellular component (GO): cytoplasm
Molecular function (GO): catalytic activity
Source: RefSeq, a predicted model, not a curated record